AUGAGUGAAUCCCCAAUGUUCGGUGCCAAUGGCACUCCAAACGUAAAUGAAGCUGCUGAAGAAGAUGUCAGAAUUUUAGGUUACGACCCAUUAGCCUCUCCAGCUCUCCUUCAAGUGCAAAUUCCAGCUACUCAAACUUCUUUAGAAACAGCCAAGAGAGGUAGAAGAGAAGCUAUAGAUAUCAUUACCGGCAAAGACGACAGAGUUCUUGUCAUCGUCGGUCCAUGUUCUAUUCACGAUCUAGAUGCUGCCCAAGAAUAUGCUUUGAGAUUAAAGAAGCUUGCCGAAGAAUUAAAAGGUGAUUUAUCUAUUAUUAUGAGAGCAUACCUGGAAAAGCCAAGAACUACAGUCGGCUGGAAAGGUCUGAUCAAUGAUCCUGAUGUCAACAACACUUUCAACAUUAACAAGGGUUUGCAAUCCGCCAGACAGUUGUUCGUCAACUUGACAAAUAUCGGUUUACCAAUUGGUUCUGAAAUGCUAGAUACCAUUUCUCCUCAAUACUUGGCCGAUUUGGUCUCCUUCGGUGCCAUCGGUGCCAGAACCACCGAAUCUCAAUUGCACAGGGAAUUAGCCUCCGGUUUAUCCUUCCCAGUCGGUUUCAAGAACGGUACCGACGGUACUCUGAACGUCGCUGUGGAUGCUUGUCAAGCCGCCGCACAUUCUCAUCAUUUCAUGGGUGUUACUAAGCAUGGUGUUGCUGCUAUCACCACCACUAAGGGUAACGAACACUGUUUCGUCAUCUUGAGAGGUGGUAAGAAAGGAACCAACUACGAUGCCAAAUCCGUUGCUGAAGCUAAGGCUCAAUUGCCUGCUGGCUCUAAUGGUUUAAUGAUCGACUACUCUCACGGUAACUCCAACAAAGAUUACAGAAACCAACCAAAGGUUAACGAUGUCGUCUGUGAACAAAUCGCUAAGGGUGAUAACGCCAUCACCGGUGUCAUGAUUGAAUCCAACAUCAACGAAGGUAACCAAGGUAUCCCCACCGAAGGUAAAGCUGGUUUGAAGUACGGUGUUUCUAUCACCGAUGCUUGUAUAGGCUGGAGUACUACUGAAGACGUCUUGAGAAAAUUGGCUUCUGCGGUUAGACAAAGAAGAGAACUCAACAAGAAAUAG
Saccharomyces eubayanus is the source of this 1113-nucleotide messenger RNA. RefSeq names its product 3-deoxy-7-phosphoheptulonate synthase ARO4 (gene ARO4). The coding region runs from base 1 to 1113 and encodes 370 amino acids. Gene Ontology annotation, molecular function: 3-deoxy-7-phosphoheptulonate synthase activity. Lineage: Eukaryota; Fungi; Ascomycota; Saccharomycetes; Saccharomycetales; Saccharomycetaceae. Gene Ontology annotation, cellular component: cytoplasm. The transcript has a single exon. The record is from RefSeq and is a predicted model, not a curated record. Gene Ontology annotation, biological process: aromatic amino acid biosynthetic process.